Molecule: messenger RNA, 1584 nt
Organism: Zootoca vivipara (common lizard)
Lineage: Eukaryota; Metazoa; Chordata; Lepidosauria; Squamata; Lacertidae
Gene: TEX55
Product: testis expressed 55
Cellular component (GO): nucleus
Source: RefSeq, a predicted model, not a curated record
AGCCAGAAAGAGUUCUGAUUACUGAGGGGCAGGAGCAUCCUGAACCACCACAAUCUAUUGCUGAAGCGGAAAAGAGAAAAGCCCCAAUUCUUGAAGUGGUAUUGUCCAUGGAUGAGACACAAGAACCUAUCAUGGAGGAAGCACCAGAACCUAUUGCAGGGGAAGCACCUGAGCCUAUCGCGGAGAUAGCAGCAGAACCGGACAUGAGCAAGGCUCCAGAAAUUGUCACGGAGGAGAUACCAGAACCUACCCGCCCAGCAUUUCAACCUGUUUCAUCUUUGGAAGGUCUUGGCUCUAUACUCACUCAGCAACAUCAGAGAGGAGUUGUAUUUCCACGUGGUUUGGUCAGAUCGGCAGAAGGCAUCGUGAUCCCUGAAGAAUUUGUGCCCCAACAAGUACCGUCUCAGGAAAUGGUGCCUCCAAAAGUGGAACCUCCAAUAAUAGAAGAGCAGCCUGCCCCAACAACUGUUUCUUCUGUGGACUUCUCCCAGGAGAUGCCUGUUGUGUAUCAAGAUCCCUUUGAAGUUUCACUUAGGUACAUGGAGAGGCAUAAUAUUCUGCAGAUAUUUCAGGAGAUCACUGAAAAUCUGGUGUAUGAGAAGCCUGAGAAGCCAUUAGAAUUCAUGUUGAGACAGGUUCAGAAUAUGAUAAUGAAGCAGGCGUCUCAGAGACAUAAAGAAGACGACGGGCCAGUGUAAAAGAUGAAGACCCGAAAGCUCAAUGAGCUGCUCUUGGACGCUGCCCUAGGUGGAACAAGUUCCAGUGCUGCCCUCCCACAUGCUCUGUCUAUGCAAAUUCUAUAGAUUUGAAUGCUGUCGGUGGUAGCUGAUUUCUUCCAGCGUGGGUGCUGUGCUGGGUGGGUGUUCUAGGACGAUAGGAAGUACAUAGUUGCACCGGUUCGCAGAAUGUCACAUGCCUUUUAGGAAGCCACCAAGGUACUCGCCAUCCAGUACUAAGACAGUAAUCCUACAAGCCCUUUACACGCACUGACUGUCAUAGUAAGAGCUGAUCUACAUAUCCUGCAGAAUCAGAUCAUGCUGUCUUUGCGGGAUUGGCCCAUCUCAGAUUGCAAGGAGGGGGACACACACAUUUUGAAUGUGUUCCCAUGGGGGGAGGAAACCCUUUCUGCGCAUAAAAAGUUAAGGUUUGAGGAGGAAUUGCGCUUUGGUAGUCUUUGCCCUGUGAGACCAGUUCCAUAUGUACAAAUACAAUUAUUCCCCACCAUACAGGAGCUUUCAGGUACAUGAUCCAUCACUUGCAGACCAAAGUAGUACACUCUGGGGGAAAUGGUAUCACAUGAUGCAGCUGCAUGUGUAAAUCAACUGGAAUAUUUGUGAAUAAAUAGUCUCAGGGUCAGUAUGCAAGUCUCCCAGCAGUCAAGCAACGUGGUUUCCUCACAUUUAGAUAAAAGUAAUUAAUUUUUUGGGGGGGGGUCGGGGACUAUUUAGUAAUGAUGGUGAUGAGACUAUAUUUAACUGAUUUGUGAAUUGUAAUAACUUGGGGUGAAGCAUUAAUAAUUUUAAACCAGGCUUAACUAAAUAUGAAUUAAUGUCUAGGUGUUAGAAUGUAUCUAGAAUUCUGCUU